AUGGCAGACUACUGUUACGGCGAGAUGUCCGCGCGGGCACGUGUGCAAGUUUUUGAUGUAGAAGUGCAUAGCACAUCCGGUGAGUCAGAUGAUGACCCGGGGACUGGUAUUUAUGAGGAAGAUGUUCUUUGCACGUCCAGUGAGUCCGAGGAUGACUCUGAUUUCGAUGAUCGUGACGAGAGCCCACCCUGCCCACCAUUCACGCCGGAAUCCCCACGGGAUGGCGAGGAUCUGGUGGACGAUGUGGCGUCUCUCCUGGAUGGCAAAGGCAUCGGCAAUGUGCUCGGUGGAGAGGCCGCGCUUUCGAUCAUGGGCGUGCCCCUCAUCCCUCACUUCACCGCGUUCAUCAUUCCGGAUGGGCAAAUCGACCAGGCGGCCCAGGUGCUCCGUGACGCCCAGUACCCCGCCUGCAAGGAUCUGGACCAGUUCGCCGCCAACCCCACCAAUACCAAAUCCCGCAUCCGCUGUCAUGCGUUGACCGGGGGCGCCACUCGCAGCUGGCCCAUCCCGGCCCAUCACUUCCACACCGACGAUCGCUACCCUGCGGACCGCAAGGACCGCAACCAGACCCGCGGCGUCUUCCUCUAUUGCGCGUCGCAGAUGCUGGCCCCGGGCUUUCCCAUGCCCCCCGCUGGGCCUCCGCCGCCCGAGGACCCCUUUUACAUGGCCACUUCCGAUGCGCGGCUCUACAGGCCAUCGUUGUGGGGCGGCCGGGUGAUGCUGAACUGCCGGGGCCGGCGGAAUAAGAAGUCCUACCCGGUCAAAAUCCUCCACCCGGCGCGGUAUAUGGAGAAUCUGGUCUACCUGAUGGUCCGCGACAUUGGGUACCUCGUCUGCAACGGGUGGCAAGCCGAGCUGAAAUGUAUGUUGUCGUUCAGUCCGCUCUUGCCGAGUGCGAACCUAGCGCUGGCCGCGAUCGAUGUCGAGCUCGAGGACGUACAGGAUGGGCCGAUCCGGGACUGGCUUGGGCUGCACCAGAUAUGGGACAAUAAUGAGGCGGCCAUCUGCGUUCGGUUCGCGGCUCUUCACCGGCAUUGGAAGAAGUCGGGCCUACUGGGUGAACCCCUGAUGACUCCCCGGGAAGCGAAGGGUGUCUCGCCGAGAGACAUUGAGAAGUGCCUCAGGAACAUGGAAGAGGGGAAACCCCCAAGCCUGGCUCGUGAGGAGUCCGGCUGGACUUGUCAAUUGAUGUAG
This is a messenger RNA of Aspergillus brunneoviolaceus CBS 621.78, 1194 nucleotides long. RefSeq lists its product as uncharacterized. The coding region runs from base 1 to 1194 and encodes 397 amino acids. The transcript has a single exon. Lineage: Eukaryota; Fungi; Ascomycota; Eurotiomycetes; Eurotiales; Aspergillaceae. The record is from RefSeq and is a predicted model, not a curated record.